Messenger RNA from Pomacea canaliculata, 1731 nucleotides. RefSeq lists its product as uncharacterized. The coding region runs from base 637 to 1335 and encodes 232 amino acids. Lineage: Eukaryota; Metazoa; Mollusca; Gastropoda; Architaenioglossa; Ampullariidae. The transcript is spliced from 4 exons. The record is from RefSeq and is a predicted model, not a curated record.
CAUUACUAACUUGCCAGAUGUAGUCCUGAGCAGUAUCUUCCAGCAUUUGCACUGGAAGGAAAAGCUAAUGGCAGUGAAAGCCUUCCCAGCAUGGAACAGAAUUCUUCACUCUACUUUAGGGUGGAAAGAUUUUGAAAAUGACCGUUACUAUGCACAGUCCGUUCAAGCUCUCGUGUCCAAUAACUACUUACUUGAAGAAAUCACAUGUAUUGCACAGUAUGGACAGUUCUUCACCCAUGCUGUUAUAUGGCUGGAAGUCUUUCCAUCCGCUGACAAUCCUCAGGAAACUGACUUGGCUCUGCUAGGAGCUUUAGAGACACACUGUUUUCGUCUAAAGUCACUGGUCAUCUACCACCCACCCAAGCUCUCCCCCUCCUCCAUUAAGCGUUCUGGUGCGCGCUACAUCAAACCUCUGCAGAGGAUGUUCAGCUUCAACCCCUCCCUGGACCUCAGUCUGUGUCGUGUUUCUUUCCUCUCUGAGGGAACGCAGGCUGGACUCUGCAAGCUGUUAGACUGGUACCAAGAGCACAAUGUGCUGCAGAAGGUUGCCUGCCUGGACUUUUCUUAUGGCAAAAUGGAAUCUACAUUGCGUCCUAUGAACUCUCUAGUCUACUGCACGUCACUACGUGUACUCAAAUGCCCGAUCCAAUAUCUGAAUACUCAGAUUUUGCAACAACUUGUAGAAUUCAACCUGCAGGAGCUGUACGUCUCAUGAGUGAUGUGCAUACCCGUGAUCUUUUUUAUGAUGAACAAUCAGCCAUUGACUGGCAUGGACUGCAACUUUUACCUGGGCGGAACCUAAAGGUGCACUAUGUGUUCCGCUUUAGUGAUGUGGUCUUGUGCCCUAAUCCAUACGCACGCAGCUUGGCAUUGGACAGUCUUUGUGACGGCAUCUCUAGAGAGUUAUUGGUUUCUAUAGCCGAUACCUAUGGAGCGACACUAGAAAUGUUUAGCUUCAUAGGAGUCGUCUGGUAUCCUAGUGAUCUUGAUGUGAUGUUCUCGGAUUUGGAGGACCUGCCUACUACCUUCGAGUACCUGGCGUCUAGGCUGACGUGUGUGCACACUGUGGUGCUUAACCUCUUCAUCCCAAAAGAUGCACUUAUCAGCCUGGCUCGACAUGCCCCAGCUCUCAAGACGCUACUGGUCUAUGAACAUAAAAUUUUGUUUGGCGAACAUGCAGCUAACACAGAAAUAGAGGAACUGAAACAAAUAAUUUCUGAGGCACUUGGAUAUUCCUGGAAACCUUUGUCAGAAAAUGACACUUUUUAUGAACUAUCUGGCUAUAGGCAGAGUCUGCUUUUUGAGGAUUUUUUUCUCGAUUGUUUAGAUCGUUAGUGUUUUUGCGGACAUGUGUCAGUCACAAGCCAGACAUGGCCCCCAUGCUGUUUUCAAAGUCUGCUGUUUGAGGAUUUUUUUCUCGACUGGUUAGAUUCGUGGAGUGUGUAGUACCCGGUCAAACUCUCGACAGCCAGUUCUGCGAAACAUUAUCACUCAGAGAGUGUUCUGAGUCGAAAUUUGAGCCCGACACCUUUUAGUUCUUACUAUAGUGGUUACAAGGGAAUGAUUUUACGUAGGACGGAGUGGGAAGGUAAAAAAUCAAAUGAAGGUAGAUAUAGAUAAUUUCCCAAACCAAUAACACCCCCAAAAGGGAAACACACACACACACACACAUAUGCACUUAUGCACGCACGCACACACAUACACACAUAAAGCUUAUAUACAUAAACAUGG